Cydia pomonella (codling moth) is the source of this 677-nucleotide messenger RNA. RefSeq names its product cuticle protein 19-like. The transcript is spliced from 3 exons. Lineage: Eukaryota; Metazoa; Arthropoda; Insecta; Lepidoptera; Tortricidae. Bases 145 to 555 code for a protein of 136 amino acids. Gene Ontology annotation, cellular component: extracellular matrix. The record is from RefSeq and is a predicted model, not a curated record.
AUUUGAGUAGAAUUGCUUAUGAAGUUAAAGUUGAUAGGUAUAUAACAAUCUCAUUCCCAUCUGGUACAGAGAAUAUGCGUGCCCCACCUCGUAUAUAUAAUAUUACGUAUUUAAAUAUUUGUUAAUAACGCUGUUACUACAUUUAUGCAAAUAAGUGAAAAUUCCACAAAGCAGGUAAUAUGUCUAGCUGCUUUUAUCGGCAUAGUGGUGUCACAGCACGGGCACGGGCACGCGCAUUCGUCGCUGCACAUUUCCAAGCACGAUGGGCACGCGCAGGAAGUCAUCAUCAAUCAUCACGGACACGAGAAGCACGUCGACUACUACACACAUCCCAAGUACGAGUUCAAGUACGAGGUGGAGGACAAGCACACGGGCGACCACAAGACGCAGCACGAGCACCGCGACGGCGACGCCGUCAAGGGCUUCUACAGCCUGCACGAGCCCGACGGCUCCGUCAGGGACGUGCAUUACGAGAGCGACAAAAAGACUGGUUUUCAUGCAACGGUCAAGCACAGCACCCACCACAUCGUACCGGAACACCACCAUCACCACUAAUCGUCGGCUUCUACAAUUGUUUUUUUUUUUUAUAUUAAUCAGUAUUUUACAAUUUAAUAUUUUUGACAAUAAAAGUUUGUUUUCUAAAUAAAAAAACAUGUUUUUUUUUUCAAUAGUACGUA